CGAGAAUAUCUCACAUUGAUAUCUAUCUCUAACCUACAACAAAUUUAAAUUGAUGAUUCCGUCAUCCUUGAAACGAUAUUUACAAACUUUACAAGUACGACAAUUUUUUCGCGAUCAAUGGUCCAUGCACGGUGUGAUUGAUGAAACUACAAUAUGUUAUCUCUCUCUUUCUCUCAUCACGUUCAUCGCGUUCAUCGCGGAACGCACAUACUCGAAAUUCGAAGGUUAUUUUUAGGAUGAAUUUCGUCGUCGCGUAAGGCCACGACGAGCGGCGUCGGCGUCGCUCUCGCUCAGUGCUAAAGAGGCGUCGGUGGGAGACGGUGCAGUGGUGACGACGAACUCUUCGACAAGUGAGAAGAAGCGAGCGCGUGAGAGUGGUAUACAAGGGUGGUGGCGAAUACAAAGGAGGGGGUGUGAAGAGAGAGAUAAAAGGAGGAACACGAAGCGCACACCGACGUCCAAACGAUUCUACGAACGAACGAUCGACUUGAGAUACACAUCAUUUGCUCUUGAUUACUUUCGAUUUCCCAAUCUUUUCUCCUAUUCCAUUCUUACAUUCCCCAUUCCCAUUCUCUUUUCCCCGAUCUCCCACACGUUUGAUCAUCCGGUAUCUCCUCCGUCAUACCUUUCGACGACGAACAAACGAACACUGAACGAUUCCUCGAACUAUGGCAGCCACCGCCAUGGAUCCAGUCGACAUUGCAAACAUACUCGCGCAGGAGUUGCUUUAUCAGCAGCUGGUGUCUCUAGACGGAUUACACAGUGGAGUGCCGACCAGAACGACGCCGACGCUAACACCGACUACCCUUCGCAGCAUCGAGCAAACGUUUCUCGAGUUGACGAGCGAAUCGGCGUCGCACAGUCGCGAGGCCGGCUUCGUACCGCCGCUGGUCGAACCGUCGCAGCCAACCCCGGCACAGACGCAAAACACGACGGCGGUACAUCAUCUUCCAGUACCGACCACCACCACCGCCAUCACUACCACCCUUGUCGAGAACCAACAACAGACACAGCCGGUUAGGCGCAACAUGGGCGGUAGAAGGCCUACUCGAACAAUCGGGAUGACUCCCGAGGAAGAAGAGAGGCGGCAGAUCCGGCGUGAAAGGAAUAAGAUGGCAGCGGCACGAUGCCGAAAGCGAAGAAUGGAUCAUACCAAUGCCCUACUCGAGGAAACUGAGGGCUUGGAACAGAAGAAGCAAAGCUUGCAAGACGAGAUUCAACAAUUGCAACAGGCCAAAGACGAAUUGGAAUUUAUCUUGGAAGCUCACAGAGCAGUCUGUCGUCGUUCGCUGCGAUCUUCAUCUCCGUUGGAUGUGAAACCUACAAUAAAAUCCGAUCUUCCGCCUGAGGAGGAAUUCGCUGCCGAACCCGUGAAGGGUGACGCGACGAUGGCCGCGGCGAUCAGACCGAACAGACCUAAUUCACUGCCGGUCGGAUUGGACAACAACAACAGACUAAACCCCCUGUCAAUGUUCGUGGAGCCGAAGGAGAGGCCAGACACACUUGCUUUCAAGACGGUAGAAACUCCGUCCUUCAUGAAGCCCUCGAUGGAUGUGGCUGGUAUGCCUAUUACCACUCCAACUAGCGGCAUACCGUUCAAUUUCGAAUCUUUGAUGGAAGGCGGUACUGGUCUCACGCCUGUUUCGACACCCCUGAUACCGUCGUGCUCGACGCAACAGAGGAACAACCUGUCCGCUGUGGAUCUCAGCUCUCCGGAUGCGAAUCCCCCGAAACUCGUGAGCUUGUGACGCCACGAUCACGUACUGGAGCAGACAAAGUCAAAUGAGAAGAACAACGAUCCCGAAUGAAGACGGGAAGAAAGUUUCAUUUUUCUCUAAAGAGAAGCAGAAAUAUUAUUAGAAAUAUAUUCUUUAUGAACCAAAUUUUUCAUCGCUCUCGAAAACUAUUUCACGUAUGCAUUUCAUUGUAGAGAUUUUGUCGACAAUGAUAUGAAAUUUGUCAAAACUUGACAAACUUGAAAUCAAUCUGAAAUUUCUUGAUCUUGAUCUAUAAGGAAAUAAUUUUUUCUUUUUCGUUUAUUGCAAAUAUAUAUAUAUAUAUGUUUUUUUUUGAAGAGAAAAAGCUGUGUUGCGCGCCUUAAAGCAAAUAUGAUCGCAGAUUUGUCAGCAAUAAUUUCUGCAUACAAGUGAUAUAAAUAUAUUUAAUGUUUAAAAUAGCAAAUUAGAAGUAAUAAAUAUAAGAUUUGUCAUUUUGUAAGCGAUUCAACGAAAGAUGAUGAAUGAAAUUUUGUACUGUAAUUCUAUAUUGAGAAUGAAAACUUAGAAUAUAAGAGACGAAACAUGGUUAGCUCAAAACGUUCAAGUAUAUGCGACAUACCUCUUUGAAUUGCGCUUAACUUGCGCCGAUCAAUUACAGAGUUUGCAUAAUUCAAAGAUAUAUUUAAUAUUGUAAAACGGGUAAAUAAAAUUAUGCGAAUGCGAGAAUCGUCAAAUGUUGAACGUUCUAUUCUGCUUUUUUGUACGCUCAUGCGCGUGUAAAGAAAGAUUAUUAUCUCGCUUUCGUACUACCCGCAUUUGACAUAAAUAAGUUUUUAUACGCGACUGUCGUUUUUCACGUGACAAUUGUAUAACCAUUUAAUCCCUCCAUACAAUAUGAUACAUACAUGCAUACAUAUAUAUUUUAUGACAUUUUUGCAUGAUCUUAAGCAAUAUUAAUAUAUUUAUACGCGACUGCUAGUUAUGAUGCACGGAUGAUCUUUUGAUAGCGCGUCAGCGACUUCUUUUCUGCUCCGAAUAAUUAUCGAGAACUUUCCGAGCGUCAGAUUUAGUGGUCGCUAUUGAGGAUAUGGAGAUUGUAACGCACCAAUGAUAGUGUUGCGGUAUAUUUUCAUUUUAGAUUGAGUCAAUAAAACGACAUGAAAUUGUACACCCCG
Messenger RNA from Ooceraea biroi (clonal raider ant), 2893 nucleotides. RefSeq names its product transcription factor kayak (gene kay). Gene Ontology annotation, cellular component: nucleus. Gene Ontology annotation, molecular function: RNA polymerase II cis-regulatory region sequence-specific DNA binding; DNA-binding transcription factor activity, RNA polymerase II-specific. NCBI's taxonomy places the organism in Eukaryota, Metazoa, Arthropoda, Insecta, Hymenoptera, Formicidae. Gene Ontology annotation, biological process: regulation of transcription by RNA polymerase II. The record is from RefSeq and is a predicted model, not a curated record.